This is a messenger RNA of Oxyura jamaicensis (ruddy duck), 1146 nucleotides long. It is a transcript of the gene C26H1orf74, whose product is annotated as chromosome 26 C1orf74 homolog. The transcript has a single exon. The record is from RefSeq and is a predicted model, not a curated record. Bases 66 to 884 code for a protein of 272 amino acids. Lineage: Eukaryota; Metazoa; Chordata; Aves; Anseriformes; Anatidae.
GCGCGGGGGCCGGGCCGGAAGCCUGGUGCCGGGCGGCGGCUGCCGCUCGCGGCCCGCUCCGGGGGAUGGAGCCCCUGGAGCCCCUGCCGGCCCCGCAGCUGGUGGCGGCGGCGCGGGAGGCGCUGGGGGCCGGGACCGGGCGGCGGCGGCGGCGGCUGCCGGCCUCCCGAGCCCUGCAUCUGGCCGGGGAGGUGCUGGCGGUAGCGGCGGGGCUGAAGCCGGCGCUGCUGUACGACUGCGGCGCCGCGGGCCCCGCCGAGCUCCGGCACUACCUGGCGCGGCUGCGGGAGGCCGGGCUGGCCCCGCGCCGCCUGCACCUGUUGGGCGCCGGGGGCUCGGCGCUGCUGCUGCACCCCGGCAGCGCCCGGCGGCGGCUGGAGGCCGCGCUCCGCGCCCGCCCCGGGCCCUUCGUGGACGUGGCGGCGGCGAGGGGCAGCCCCGAACUCUGCGGGCCCGCCCAGGCCCAGGCCAUCAGGGAUCACCUCGCCGCCCUCCUGGCCCACCUGGAGGCCGCCGAGGACGACGCUGCCGGCCCCGUCUCCUGCAGCGAGGUCGUCCCUGCCGGCUGGAACCUCUGCACCGUGUUCGGGGUGCUGCUGGGCUACCCGGCCUCCUACCACUUCCCCGUGGAGGAGGGUGGCGAGAACUGCCUGGCGCUGAUGCCACUCAGGGUGUUCACAGUGCGGGCCUGCUGCCCCCGGAUCCAGGGCGGGCUUGGGGUACAGAUCUACUCCUUCAGCAUCCCCGAGAGCCUCUGUGAGGAGCUGCGGGAAGUGCUGGACGCCUGGUGCGACGACCUGAGGGACAGGUUCCGCGCGCAGAGUGACUUUGUGGACCUCUGCAUUUCGAGCGAGGUGGUGUCGCUUCCAGCAGUUGCCUUAUAACACAAACACAUGCUGACUUUCUACCGCAUGCCUCACGUGCCUCAGGGAGUGAGGUGAGAAACUCACCGAGAGGCUCCCGAGAGGCCCCAAGCACUGGGGGCUGUGCUGUGGCAGCUUGGGCCCCGACCGCUCAGGCCGGUUGCUGCAAGUCCACGCACAUCCCAAGUCUGUGGGUGAAUGCACCCAGAGCUGCUCCACAGCCUGGAUCCUGACUGUGCUCUGUUGGGUAUAUUUAUUUGCUGCAAACAAUAAAAAAAAAAAA